GUGCAAGUCGUCGGCGCUGAAUAACCCCAACAUAGAGGGCUCCGAUAAAAAGGACUUCUACUACGACGUCCAGGCCGAACACGACUAUCUAGAGACACAGAAGGCUGCGGCCGAGAAGAAGGCGCAGCUCAGCAAGCCACGGCUGCACCACCGCAACAUCAAACAUCCCAACUUCAAGAACUUCACCUACAAGGAGGCUGAGGAG
This is a messenger RNA of Sphaeroforma arctica JP610, 205 nucleotides long. RefSeq lists its product as hypothetical. The annotation marks the transcript as partial. Lineage: Eukaryota; Ichthyosporea; Ichthyophonida. The transcript has a single exon. The record is from RefSeq and is a predicted model, not a curated record.